AUGACAUUGAGUGUUAUUGAAGCAAGUCCAUUAAGAUGUAUUGAAGAAUUUAAUUCUAAUUUACAAGAAAAGAACGAUGGUUUGACCAAGCUGACAAAAGCGGAAUCAGCGUCAUUGAAGAAACUCGAGGAUGCUGGUGACAAUGCAGAAGAAGCCAUCUCCUAUAGAGACAGUUCUGCGGUUGGUAAAGCAUUAAUUGAUCAUGUCAAUCAGAUUGAUCAUGAAGAAUGUGAUGCUGGUGACGAAGAUUCAUUUUUCGUUUGCAAUUUAAAUCAAGUUGUUAAAUCGGUUCAAACUUGGCGCAAACAUUUACCAAGAAUUCAACCUCAUUAUGCAAUCAAAUGUAAUACCAACAUCGAAGUUAUUAAAUUGUUGCAUCAAUUGGGUGUCAACUAUGAUUGCGCAUCCAAGAAUGAAAUUGAUACAGUUUUGGAAUUGGGUAUUGAAGCUGAAAAGAUUGUUUACGCUAACCCAUGUAAGACCAAUUCAUUCAUUAGACAUGCGAAAGCAAGUAAUGUUAAUUUGACUACCGUUGACAAUGUUCAUGAAUUGCACAAGUUGGCCAGGUUCCACCCUGAAUGCAAAAUUUUGAUAAGAAUCAUGACUGACGAUGAAGGUGCUCAAUGUAGAUUGAGUACUAAAUUUGGUUGUAGUUUGACUACAGCCGUUGAGUCUAUUUUACCCUUGGCUCAGAGAUUAGGUUUAUCAGUUGUUGGUGUUGCAUUCCAUGUUGGAUCCGGAGCUAAAGAUUUUGAUUCGAUUUACAAAGCUAUUCGUGAUUCAAGAGUUGUUUUCAAUUGUGGUAUUGCGUUGGGAUUUAACAUGAAUUUAUUAGAUAUUGGUGGUGGCUUUGAAUUUGAAACUUUUGUCGAGUCAUCCAAAAUGGUUAAUGUUUCAAUUGAUGAAUUUUUCCCACAGGAAUUUAUUGAUGAGCACAAGAUUAGAUUCAUUGCUGAACCAGGUAGGUUCAUGGUUGCAAACGCAUUCACAUUGGCCACUCACGUCAUUGCUAAACGUGAAUUACAACAUCAAGAACGCGCUGAUAAUCAAGACCACAUCAAAGCAAUGUUGUACAUCAAUGAUGGUGUUUAUGGAAACAUGAAUUGUAUUUUGUUUGAUCAUCAACAACCAAAAGCUCAUGUUUUGAAAAAUGGAUCACAUUUCCAUUACAUUUACAUGGAGAGAGGAUUGAAUAAUGACAACGACAACAAAUGUACACUUAAUUAUUCAAUUUGGGGACCGACAUGUGAUGGUUUGGAUUGUGUUUCAACCAAGAGCCAAUUAGAUUGUGAAGUAGAAGUUGGUGACUGGUUAUAUUUCCCCAACUUAGGAGCAUAUACCAGUGCUGCUGCUACUCAUUUCAAUGGAUUUGAAAAUAAUACAAAGAUUAUUUAUAUUCCAGUUGAGUGA
Messenger RNA from Lodderomyces orthopsilosis Co 90-125, 1410 nucleotides. RefSeq names its product ornithine decarboxylase (gene SPE1). Gene Ontology annotation, cellular component: cytoplasm. Lineage: Eukaryota; Fungi; Ascomycota; Pichiomycetes; Serinales; Debaryomycetaceae. Bases 1 to 1410 code for a protein of 469 amino acids. The transcript has a single exon. The record is from RefSeq and is a predicted model, not a curated record. Gene Ontology annotation, molecular function: ornithine decarboxylase activity.